This is a messenger RNA of Perca fluviatilis (European perch), 3361 nucleotides long. RefSeq names its product chromosome 8 C11orf49 homolog (gene cstpp1). The transcript is spliced from 9 exons. Bases 169 to 1206 code for a protein of 345 amino acids. NCBI's taxonomy places the organism in Eukaryota, Metazoa, Chordata, Actinopteri, Perciformes, Percidae. The record is from RefSeq and is a predicted model, not a curated record.
CAUCCUGCUGUUUCCAUGGAAGCCCACCAUGUUAGGACCUAGGACCAGCAGUCAAGUACAAUGAUAGCUAGCAAAAUCCCAAGGCUACAGAAAUUACAUUUAUUAAAUUGUGUACAUAGCUAGCUAGAUAGUUCGCCCAUCAGAGCUACACACACGCCAAGUGUAUUCAUGUUAAUUUCAACGUUAUCACCUAUAAGGGCGACCAGAAUGAACCGUUUUAAUUCCACCGUCCCGGAUGACGAGUACCUUGCGGACAGUAAUGUAUUGUUCUACCUGAGUGAUGCGGUGACCCAGCUGCUGGAACAUAAAGAGGAGUACACCCAGUUCGGGGUGAUCCGUUACUUUGCAGAAUAUUUCAGCAGUGUAAAGAACAGUAACCACGUGCUCUUCCGAGAGUAUAACUACAUCAGGGCCACUCCUCAUAACAGAGCCUCCUUCAUCAGAGUCUUCUGGAGAUGCUACAGACAGAUUGGCAAGAAUGGAGACUUACUGUCCAUGCUGGAGUACAGGUCGCUGCUGCAGUUAUUGUGUCCAGACUUCCCUUUGGAGAUAUUGCAGAGUGCAGCCAGAAUUGUUCUAAUGGACGACGCCAUCGACUGUCUGAUGUCUUUCUCUGAUUUCCUUUAUACCUUCCAGCUACAGUUCUACUACCAAGAGUUCCUGGACAGCGUGCUGGUGAUCUACCAGGAUCUGUUAGCAGGGAAGAGUCCUAACACUGUCAUCGUCCCCACGUCCACGUCCAUCGAGCAGCUCCCCUCUGCCGCUGCCGAGGAGAAUGACAAGGAGGAGCAGCAGCAGGACGGAGUGGAACCGUCCACUCUGGCUCAGUGUAUAGAUGCCUUCUGUGACAGGUUCAAGCACAGUCAUCCUCCCAGGUCCUGUAUGAGGGAAGUACUGGAACAGUUUAACAAAGUGUCUUACUACAGCUUCCUAAUGGGCCUGGCUAAACAUGAGACCAUCAACCAAACUAUAGGAGCAUUACCCAGCAAGGCUGAGUUGCUCAUUGACCCAGAGAUGGACCAGGAGCUAGACAAACUAAUUGCCCAGAUCUCAGUGAGUCCUGGCAGCAACAGCAGUGGCAGUGCAGUGGGGGGGCUGAAGGAGGUGCAGAGGAAGGCCUCCCCCAGAAGGAACAUCCACCACAGGAGGAAGAUGGAGGUGGAAAGCGAUGGUUCCACGGAAGAGACCGACUCCUCUGAAAACUGAGCUCUAACCUUUCAACAGUCUGUGACAUGUCACCUUCCACAGUGUGUCCCAAACACACUGAGGCUGUGUAGUACACGUGGCCAUUAUUUGCUAUGUAAACGCAUAGGCGUAAAUCGCGGGGGAUUCUGGGGGGUCAGGACCUACCCUAUCUGAGGGUUGCUAAAAUCAUUAAAAAAACAACAACAAAGCUGUGUAUUGUAAAUAAUGUAGAAUAUAUAAUAAAAAAUAAUUGUGUAGGUAGUGUCUAUGCUACACACACAAGUACGUCCGUUGGGAGCAGCACCGUUAAGAGAGAUGGUGCUGGGUGGGAGAGAGCAAGGUUUAAAUCGCUUCAGUAGCAUUAGUUGUGGAACUCCAGUAAGUAGACAGGGCUACUUUAUUCACUUUAAACAUCGGAUGAAGUGAUUUUGUUUUUCUUCCUGUAAUCCAGAUGAUGCUGUGUCAUUAAUAAUUUGGUCAUGACAAAAUAUAUUCCCAUCAGUCCUCUAUGUUAGCGAUUAUAACGUGAUCUAGCUUGUUUGGCAGCUUGUUUAAUAGCUUGUUGGAUAGUUAGUUAGCUAGCUUGCUUUCACUGGUUACAGAAAAUGAGCCAGCUGGAUGGUUAGUUAGCUUUGCUUGCAGGGGGUUCAGUUCUCAGGUCAGCAUCAUCUGUAUUAAAGAAAAGAAUCACUUCAUCCAGUGUUUAAAGUGAAUAAAAUUGCUUGCCAGCCUACUUAUUGGAGUUCCACAACUACACAUAUCCUCUACAAUGUACAAUUUUGGAUGUAAUGAUUAGUUCCGUCUCCUUCAAAAAUUGCUCUUGAGAAAUUUCAUGUUUAUUGUCCCCGACAACUGCUAGAUGAAAUUUACGCCCAUGUUAAACCCACAAACUAGUAGGGGAUAAGCGCACAACGGUGCAAGAGAACACUCCACGUCGCGUCAGAAUACGCCAUUGUCUUCUUUUUGUUCAGCAUUAAUGUCGAGAAAAGCAGUGAGCAAUCAAAUGAAAUCAGUCACAUCAGAAAGUCCACAUCAGAUUACCCCUGUAAGCACUGGAUGCUACAUAUUGUUCUCUAAAUACUGUGUGGUCCGAAUGAUGUGCAAGUCUCACGUUAUUAUGGAACCCACGCAACUUCUAGGAAAGGCACGCCCUUCAAUCGCAUUCACACACUACUAUUGGCCAGGCAUCCAUGCUUACGCUAGGUAACAUAACCCGAUUUGUUCAGGUCCAAUCCCCUGACCAAUCGGUUAUCCUAACCUGAACCACUUGAGGUCAAUACCUAACCCCAACCAAUCAAGCUGCUUCGUAGAGCGGGCCUUUCCUAGAAGUUACGUGGGUUCCAUAAUAAUGCGCAAAUCCCAUAUCUGCACAUGGUCAUGUGACAUGUUACUGCUCUGCGGUGGCAGGAUGUUUUGAAUUUUACUGUUGUCUUACCAAACUAAAUGUUUGUAUUGGUUGGUAGUACUGCUAUUUAUUUAGCUUGUGAUGAGUAGUACAACCAAGCUGAAUAUCAGUCCAGUUAAGACAAGUAUUUACAAUCCCUGAAAUUCUGUUGUUGUCAUGUCAGAGAAGCCUCUGAAUCAGCAUUUAUACCAUAGCAUCAUGAAACACCAUAACUCUCCACUAAAAGUUAAACUAAUUAAGUAGUUUUAGGUACUGUAAGUGAGCUGCUCCUUUUAUUAAGCAAAACAAUGCAGGUUUCAUUGCUCGUUUUACAGAGUCACUGGAAUAACAGAUAGAAACCUCUGUCAUAUUAUUCACUGUAAAUGCUUGAUUUUUCAUAAAAAGCUGCACUUGAUGUUAGCAAACCAACCUUACUUAUUAGCUUUUUAUCACACUGUGGAUGAAAAUAAGUAUUGUAAUAAGUCCUACUUUGACUGCAAUGACAGACACGUUCUCGAUGUUUUUCAAUCUCUUGUGUUGAGCAUGUUAAAGAACAGGAACUCUAAAAACAAUGACAGGAAAUUCUGAAGGAAUGUUUCUUCCUCUCCCUGCCUGUUCAUAACCUACUCAGUGAACAGCUCAAGCAUAAACUGUAUUUACAGUGUAUUAAAGUUAUUUAUCACCUUUUUUUUUUAUUUGCUGAAAAGAAUGACAUGAAGCUUAAUAUGCGAAGGUGAUAUGGCACAAAUGAAUAUCCUCACUCAUGAAUAAUAAAGAUCUGUGAACUGUGAA